Messenger RNA from Rubroshorea leprosula, 2473 nucleotides. The record is from the annotation of a GenBank genome assembly. NCBI's taxonomy places the organism in Eukaryota, Viridiplantae, Streptophyta, Magnoliopsida, Malvales, Dipterocarpaceae.
AUAUGGUCUUCUUCUUUGUCUGAGGCUAAAGAGCUUCAACUUAUGGUGCUUGAGUCAACCAAUGGUCCCUAUGCCAUCGAAGGACUUUCUCACCUACUUGCAUUAGAGAUGCCCAAGCUUUGUGAAUAUAUGACCUUGGAAGGAAAAGCUUCAUCAACGGCAAGCCACGUUGGAUCUUUCCCCUCCUUGGUGCUUCCAUCCAAUCAUGUGACUGAACAUGCAACACCAACAAUGGUCGUAACACAGUCGAUAGCCAAGAUGCUAAGUCGUCACAAGAUGGGAGCUUUAGCAGACACAGUGUCAUUGGCCAAUAAUGACUAUUGUUGUCCUUCGAGUAUGCUUCGUGCCCUCAUUGAGGUAUGGUCUCCCAGUACAAAUACCUUUUUAACUUCUGUAGGAGAGGUUGGAAUAUCUCUCCUAAAGAUGCGAGAUAUUUUUGGUUUGUCAAUUCGAGGAGCAUACUACGAGGAGGUGAUUCCAAGUUACAAAGAACUCACAGAGGACUUACCACCUUACUGCUUACUUCUGUUUAAAGCAUUUACCACGAUCGUCCAAAGGGAGAAUUCUGAACGUGUAACUUACGCUGAUUGGCUCGACUUUUGGUCUAAUCGUAACCCACCCUAUGUCGAUCCACUCACGAGUAAACGAUAUCUAGAUAUGUCUGAGUUAAAGUAUGAUGGUAAUAGGAAUGUGAUUUCAGUUCCUAAACUUGACCGCCCAUUGAAGUGGACAUUUGGAUAUGAGAGGAAACUAAGGGGUGUACCAAAACAAUGGGAUCAUCUUGGCAUGUUGGAUGUUGCUUUGGAGGUAAAUAAUAGAGAAAAACUUUUGAUUGUUGCUUAUCUUUGUGUUUGGCUUGGCAAAUUUGUUUUUCCAGAUAGGGAAGAAUUUGUUAGAGUCGGAACUUUCAAAGCUGCAACCCAAAUGGCAAUCGGUGUUACCUACAGCUUGGUUUUUCCUAUCUUGGCAUGCAUCUAUCGUGGACUUGGACAACUAACAAAAGUGCUUGAAGGUUCAUGGGUAUAUGCAACUGAAACUCCUCCUUUUCCUGGACAUUAUUUAUAUGCUUGGAUUGGUUUGCAUUUCCCCCACAAAACUUUUGCAGCCAGAUAUAAAGCUUCUUUACCUAUGGUUCGGCACUUUUGUGGGAUUUUGAAUGGAUACCAGCCUUGGGAACCAGAGGUAGCGGAUUGUCGUGUUGUUUUACAAGGUGAUUUAUCCUCAGACGACUUUUGUUGGACUCCAAUGCCUUUCCCAACCCACCCUGGACCUCGAGUUGACGAUGGACAACGACGGGCUGACACUUUGGAUUUCAUGGUGAGCAUUAGAGCAGCUGAAGGCGGAGUAGCAUCUAGGGUUGACCCAGCUUAUGUGAAGUGGUGGAAUGAAGAAGUUUUUCCUUCAAUUUCUGCAGUGAGCAUCCAAUUCUUGAAGGCUAGCGAGGCUAGAAAUUUCAUCUCAUCCUUAAUGAAGAGCACAGUGAUCAGACCUCAAAGGAAGGGGAAACAGCUUCAAGCACUAUUGUCUCCCUCACAGAACUCCCCAGAAUUAAGAGGAUUGCUAGGAGAUGUAGAGAUGAUUAGUGCUUUAGAUGAUUUUCUUGAGACAAACACUCUUAAGAUACUUGGAUCACUUCCAAGUCAAAUUGAUGGAAGAGUUCUAUCCUUAAAUGUUAGUGAGCAAGUAACUGCUGAAGAUGGGGAAGUUGACUCACAUGACAGACAACCAAAUUGGUGGGUAGGGCGAUCUUCUGCAAUUUCAGAAGCACUCCAGCUCUAUUUCCGCAUGGAUGUUGACCUUUUACUCAAGACGAUGGAUGCUUACCUAUCUAAGGUAAAUCUUUACUUAGCAAAACGAUAUGAGGUCUCCACCGGCUUGGAUGUUGAAGAAAGAGAUAAAUCUCUUGCUGCCUUACAGAAGGGGAUAUCAUCAAAUCAGAUCAUCCAUGACUCUCUUUCAAAGGAAAUCAAUGAACUCACCAAGAAGAAGAGAUCCCUAGAGAGUAAGAUUGAAAGUUUGAAGAAGGAGCUGGAAUCAGUUGAGCAGCAACAUAGUGAUGUGACUUCCACACUUGAUUUGCUCCUUGACAAGAGGCAAACGGUAGAAGAACAACUCCAGUCCAACCAAGCAAAAUUGAUAGAGUUGGAAAACUCCAAAGUUGUAGCUAUUGAGACAGUCGCUGAAGUGCAGAGGAUGUGACAAGACCUUAAAAUUGAGUUUGAAGCCAUUGCAAAGGGAACUUGGUUUGAAAACAACAUGUGAUGUUCAUUUUGUAUGCUUUCCCCAUUUUUUAGACUUUGAGCAUUCAUUUUCAAAGACUUGUCAAAUUUUGGCUUUAGCCACUUUAUGAAUAAAUAAGAUGCAUUUUCUUCACUUUUGUUGUUCUCUCUGCUCUGCUUUCUUUGCCUGACAUAGAUAUUUCUCCCUUUGUUGGAAAACUUGAAAUGAACCAUAAUCAAAAGCAAACUUAAAU